Daucus carota subsp. sativus is the source of this 1520-nucleotide messenger RNA. RefSeq lists its product as uncharacterized. The record is from RefSeq and is a predicted model, not a curated record. The transcript is spliced from 5 exons. NCBI's taxonomy places the organism in Eukaryota, Viridiplantae, Streptophyta, Magnoliopsida, Apiales, Apiaceae. The coding region runs from base 221 to 979 and encodes 252 amino acids.
AGGAAAACAGAUAAAAAGAAACAAGCUUUGAAUUAAAUCACAAGAAUCGGAAGGAAAAGGCGAGAAGCAGGUAACCGGAAUCUCCAUCUUCUCCAUCAUCGCAAUCUCAAUCUCCAAAAAAAAUAAAAAAUAUAUAAAACUGGUCGCGCAUUGAGUGGAGUGUGUAUGUAUCGCGAAUAUACGUACAUGUGGAUAAAUCGGUUGCGUUGAGGCUUGAUUGAUGAGGCUUUGUUGCGGCUGUUGUGGCGAAUUCAGCAUUUCCGUUAUUUAUUCCUGGCUUCGUGAUUAUGAUAGGAUUCAAUCCUUCGCUGUCAUUCUCAUCUACAUCCAAAUUGGGUGUGCUUUGAUUGGAGCGCUUGGAGCUCUGUACAAUGGCGUUUCCUUGAUUAAUUUGGGGAUUGGCUUGUUUGCGCUUGUGGCUAUUGAGAGUAGCAGUCAGAGUCUCGCGAGAACGUAUGCUGUUCUGCUUUGCAGUUCUGUUUUGCUUGACAUCUGUUGGUUCAUUCUUUUCACACACGACAUCUGGACAAUCUCUUCAGAGAAAUAUGGGAAGUUAAUUAUCUUCUCAGUGAAGCUUACACUGCUAAUGCAAAUUGUUGGUUUCUCUGUAAGGGUAUCCUCAUCGUUUCUAUGGAUUCAGAUGUACAGAUUGGGUGUAUCACAUGUAGACCAUAGCAACCCCCAAGAGGCAGAUAUGGAUCUGAGAAAUAGUUUUAUAAAUCCGUCAACUCCUGUUAUUGUAAGGCAGCCCUCGGGUUCGGAUGAUGUUCUAGGGGGCUCUAUAUACGAUCCAGCCUAUUAUUCAUCUCUUUUUGAGGAUGGUCAAGAACAUGGAUAUUCAUUCAGGAGUGACAACCAAAGGUUUGGUGAAGGUGGAUCUCUACCUGAUGCCAGUGCUUGUUUGCUGAAGCCAUCCAUGAGCAAAUCCUUUCAGACUAUAAACGAUAAUAAAAAUGCAAUGAGAAGAGAAAGUGUAUGAAUGGGAUCAUAUUGUCUAUAAGAUCUUUUUCCUCUUACGUUUCUCAGAUUCUAAUUGGAUGAUUAUUUCCUUGCACGAUUUCUGUGGGUGGUUUUGGAAGCAAGCAGUGUACAGUUGCUCAGUUAUAUUCUUUCCAGGAUGGAGGUUGACAAUUUUCAAACUAGUAAAGGCUGUGAAGAAGUCAAAAUGAAGACUUAGGCCGUGCAUUUGGGAUGAAAAUUUAGACAUAGUAGUUCCCUUUGACAUCUAUGCAUGCUAUGUCCUCAGUUGCUUUAAGAGGGUUAGGUUCAGUUCCUAGAAAAGAUUUUUGUUAGAUAAUAUUGGCUGCAGAGCAUAUGGCAAUCUGCUUCUUGAGCGGUUGAUUACAUUAUAAGAGGUAUUUGAAUCGUCAAGGUUAUAGUUAAGUAAAAAGAUUUAAGGAGUUGCAGAGGCUUAAUUCGAGUUUGUUUUUACACCUAAGCUGCUGCUUUGAAUUAUAUUUUGUUCAUUGACGAGAUUAACAAAUUAUUUUAGUUGUAAAUUUUUGACAAAAGAUAAACAA